This is a messenger RNA of Mesitornis unicolor (brown roatelo), 1027 nucleotides long. It is a transcript of the gene CTDSPL, whose product is annotated as CTD (carboxy-terminal domain, RNA polymerase II, polypeptide A) small phosphatase-like. The record is from RefSeq and is a predicted model, not a curated record. The annotation marks the transcript as partial. Gene Ontology annotation, molecular function: RNA polymerase II CTD heptapeptide repeat phosphatase activity. The transcript has 8 exons. NCBI's taxonomy places the organism in Eukaryota, Metazoa, Chordata, Aves, Mesitornithiformes, Mesitornithidae.
UGUCCCAAUGUAAUAUCAGCUUGAAGAAGCAGAGGAGUCGAAGUAUCUUUAGCACCUUAUUCUGCUGCUUUCGUGACUACAAUGUCGAGCCACCAUCUACCAACAGCACCAGUGCUCUUCCUCCUUUGGUGGAGGAGAAUGGAGGACUUCAGAAGGGUGACCAGAUGCAGGUCAUGCCUAUACCAAGUGGAAUAUACUAUUUCCACGGGACUGAAGCAGUGCAGCAGUCGUUUCACUACAAGCCACCAGCUAAAUACCUCCUGCCAGAACUGACAGCAUCAGACUAUGGGAAGAAGUGUGUGGUCAUUGAUUUAGAUGAAACUUUAGUGCACAGUUCAUUUAAGCCAAUUAGCAAUGCUGAUUUCAUCGUUCCUGUUGAAAUCGAUGGAACCAUACAUCAGGUUUAUGUAUUGAAACGACCACAUGUGGAUGAGUUUCUUCAGAGGAUGGGCGAGCUCUUUGAAUGUGUACUCUUCACAGCCAGUCUGGCCAAGUAUGCAGACCCAGUAGCCGACUUACUGGAUCGCUGGGGUGUGUUCAGGGCAAGGCUCUUUAGAGAAUCCUGUGUUUUCCACCGAGGAAAUUAUGUGAAGGAUCUGAGUCGGCUGGGACGUGAGCUGAGUAAAGUUAUUAUAGUAGAUAAUUCUCCUGCAUCGUACAUCUUCCAUCCUGAAAAUGCAGUGCCUGUGCAGUCCUGGUUUGAUGACAUGACAGACACAGAGCUGCUAGAUCUUAUUCCUUUCUUUGAAGGACUAAGCAAAGAAGAAGAAGUUUACAGUAUGCUUCAUAAACUCUGCAACAGGUAGCCCUUAACUUUGACUGACUUCUGCUCCUAGAUUGCAGUUGCUAGAGGCUGUCUCCAUCUUUUCCAACUCUUUCAAAUGUAAGCUUUGGGGAGGUCACCCCUGUCAGAAGUGCUACUCUUGAUCUUCCUGUUACAUUGGACACGAAGGACAAUCAUGAGUGAUGCUCUAAAGCCUUCAGAAGCCUGACUCCUAAGGUCAUGUGUUCAGACUACUUUUUUUAA